AUGUCUGUAGCAAAGCUGCGAGUUGUGCUUUACCGUCAUGCCGGCACCAGUUUUGACCGUCAGUUGGACUUUGCGCAGUUUGGCAAGCGUGUUGCCUUCGUUCUGGCUACGAUAUGUUUGCUGCUCUACAGCUUUCUGUCGCUUAGCUCGUCGGAGGCGAUUCAACGUUGCAAGGAGAGUGAGAAGGGUGUUAUUGAGGAUAUUAUGGUAGAUGGCGUUGUUUUUCCUGAAGGCUGCUUGGUCGAGGACGUCAAACGCGCGAAUGAUCACGCGUGGUGGAAGACUGCUGCAAUUGUGGGCAUGUCGGCAUUCACGAUGAUUGCGUCGCUAAUUCGCAUGUACACCAAGUCGCUGACCGCAAAGGCCAAACGUUCAUAA
Molecule: messenger RNA, 378 nt
Organism: Peronospora belbahrii
Lineage: Eukaryota; Oomycota; Peronosporomycetes; Peronosporales; Peronosporaceae
Source: the annotation of a GenBank genome assembly